Phytomonas sp. EM1 is the source of this 1701-nucleotide messenger RNA. NCBI's taxonomy places the organism in Eukaryota, Euglenozoa, Kinetoplastea, Trypanosomatida, Trypanosomatidae. The record is from the annotation of a GenBank genome assembly.
AUGUUUUCAAUAGCCGGCCGUGUGGUUCGAAAGAACCAACAAUCUACAGUGAAGAAUGUUCCACGGCGUCAUUCCCCAAUUGAUCAGUUCGAGGAGGCCCUGCAGCGACGAGACUUUUCCAAGGCAACAACCAUUCUUGAGUUCUUCAAGAGUUCAGGGCAGAAGCUGGGCAAUCUUGACAUAAAUGCCUGGUUGGCGUAUUGUGCAUUUCACAUGAACGAUGUCGAGAAGGCGGUUGAGGUGUACAAAGAAAUUCUGACGUUGGAGGGAAGCGAUCCGAUCAAUUAUGUUUACCUCGGGUGUUGCUACUUCAUGCUAUCCAUGUACGAUGAGGCGGAGGAGAAUGCGCUGCGCGGAACGGAGUGCCCUCUCCGAAAUCGCCUGCUAUUCCACAUCGCGCAAAAAACCCACGACGAGGCGAAGCUGAUGUCGUAUCACAAUCAUCUGAAGAGCACCGUCGAGGAUCAACUCUCCCUCGCCGCCGCUCAAUACAAUCGCAACCAUUAUCAGCAAGCUAUUGACAUCUGCAAGCGCAUCCUGCAACAGAGUCCGGAGUACAUCGCCCUAAACGUUUACAUGGCUAUGUGCUACUACAAGAAUGACUACUACGAGGUGAGUCUUGAAAUAUUACAGAACUACCUCAAGUCCUACCCGAAUAGUGCCAUUGCUAUUAAUUUGAAAGCCUGCAAUCACUAUCGACUGUUCAACGGGAAGUCCGCGGAGUCGGAGCUGAAGACGCUCAUUGAUUUGUAUCAUUCCAUGUACAAUGUGGAGUCUGAUAUUAUUAAACACAACUUGGUGGUUUUCCGCGACGGUGAGAGCGCCCUUCAAGUUCUUCCACCCCUUUUGGAAGCGGGUAUCCCCGAAGCCCGUCUGAACUUGGUGAUUUACUACCUCCAUCAGGAUCAAAUCACCGAAGCGUAUGAUCUGAUCAAAGAUAUGACUCCGAUGACCUCGCAGGAGUAUAUUCUAAAGGCCGUAGUGAACUCCUACGUUGGGCAGCAACUCGAGUCGCAGGAGCAUCUCAAAAUCGGCAAAGAGUGCUUUCACUUUGUCGGAUCGGCGCAGAGUGAGUGCGAUACGAUCCCCGGUCGUCAAUGCAUGGCUUCAUACUUUUUCCUGAUUCGUGAUUUCAGUAAUGUGCUUAUUUACCUUCGCUCCAUUAAACCGUACUUUCUAAAGGAUGACACCUUUUUUUACUUGUACGGGAUUGCCUGCGCGGACGUGGGGAACUUCGAGGAGGCCGAGGAAUCUCUCAUCGCGGUGAAAUCCGAAAAAAUCAAGUCCGAGUUCAGCUACACAAGCUGGCUGGUUCGCUCGCAUAUCAUGAAUAAGCACGCCAAAAAGGCGUGGGAUAUUUACUUGAAGAUGGAGACGAGUGAAUCGAUUGGCAUUUUGCGCCUCAUGGCUAACGACUGCUACAAAACGAGUGCGUUUUACUAUGCCGCCAAGGCCUUUGACGUGCUUGAAAGGCUGGAUAGCGAUCCGGAGUACAUCGAGGGCAAAAAAGGAGCUUGCAUUGGCGUUUUCCAGCAAGUCUUCGCGAACGAGGAGAGCAGUGACGCAUUCUUUGAUGUCAUAAAAAUGCUUGAGACUAGUGUGCAGCAGCACGCCGACGAGCCUGCGAUCGCGCAGCAGUUCAAUUCGAUAGUGAUUGUAAUGAAGGAAUGGGCUAAGGAGUCGAAGAUCAAGCGGCGUUAA